AUGGCAUCAAAUGGAUCGGAGACGAGUAUUCGACAGAACUAUUCAGUUGAAGUCGAAGCUGCGUUGAACAAACAGAUCAGUGUUGAAUUGUUCGCCAGCUAUACUUAUCUCAGUAUGGCAACAUAUUUUGACCGUGAUGAUGUAGCCUUACUGAACGUUGCAAAAUGGAUGCGUAAACAAAGUGAGGAAGAACGAGAGCAUGCCAUGAUGCUAAUGAAGUAUCAAAAUAGUCGUGGUGGUCGAGUUGUUCUUCAAGAUAUCAAAAAGCCAGUGAAGGACGAGUGGGGAAGUUUGCAAGAUGCAUUCAAAUCUGCAUUGGAGUUGGAGAAAUUCAACAACACUUCUCUCCUCGAUUUGCACAGCUUAGCUUCAUCGCAUAACGAUGCACAUAUGAGUGAUUUUCUCGAAGAGCACUAUCUUCGUGAUCAGGUGGAAAGUAUCGAACAGAUUGCGAAGUUUAUAACUAAUAUCAAGAGAGCAGGACCGGGACUUGGAGAGUAUAUUUUCGAUCGCGAAAAUUUUGAUGAUUGA
Anisakis simplex (herring worm) is the source of this 531-nucleotide messenger RNA. The record is from the annotation of a GenBank genome assembly. Lineage: Eukaryota; Metazoa; Nematoda; Chromadorea; Rhabditida; Anisakidae.